ACUUUCUUUUCACUCAUCAAUUCUUUCCUAAUCCAUAACUUGCACUUUUCAUCAUCCAUCCAUCCAUGGCGCUAUCUACUCAAGUCUCCGCCAUCGAUCUCAUCAGACAUCAUCUCCUAGGCGACCUCUCUCCUGUUCAGACCUCUUUCUCUAAUUCAACCUCCUCCUCUGAAUCUGCAGAUUCAAUUACUAUCUCCGAUUACCUCCAACCGCAAGAGUUCGAGUUCCUGCCUAUUCCAUCCCAGACUUUCCAGCAGCAGAAUGAAACUGAUAAUUUCUUCGAAUUUGAAUCUGGACUUAAGAUUAUCGAUCUCGAUUCCACGAAUUCGACGAAACAGGAGACUACAAGUCGUGGAUCGAGUUUCAGCAAUCGGAAGCCGAUGUUGAAGGUCGAUCUACCGGCGAAGAAGAAAUUGGAGCGGACUGAACCGAUCACUAAACCAGCGGCCGUGGAAGCAAAAUCAGAAAUCGAAGAAGAUAGAAGGCACUAUAGAGGAGUCCGUCGCAGACCGUGGGGAAAAUACGCUGCUGAGAUCAGAGAUCCAAAACGUAAAGGAUCUAGAGUUUGGCUCGGAACUUUCGAUACUGCUGCUGAAGCGGCAAAAGCAUAUGAUCGCUCUGCAUUCGCCAUGCGAGGGAGCAAAGCAAUACUCAAUUUUCCUCUGGAAGCUGGAAAAUCCGACAAUGAGCCGCCGCCGUCUUCGUCUAAUACAUCGUCGGCUGCCGGAGUAACGCCGGCGGAGGAUGAAGGUAGAAAGAGGGGGAGAGCGGUUAUUGAAGAAGAAGAACAUGAAAAAGAGGUGAAGAGAGAAAAGUUAGAUGAGGAAUGUAACCGAAACUUGAAAAACAAGACGGAGUUUCCACUAACGCCGUCAAGUUGGAGAGAUAUUUGGGAUCAGAAUAACAGCAGCGCCGGUAUCUUCAACCUGCCGCCGUUAUCUCCCUUAACCCCGCACCCUUUCUUUGGUUAUUCACCGUUAAUCCUUCUAUAAGUGUACUUUUACUACUGGAUUUUAUCCUUUAAAAUAAUAAUUGUAUUUAUAAAGUUA
Molecule: messenger RNA, 1049 nt
Organism: Impatiens glandulifera
Lineage: Eukaryota; Viridiplantae; Streptophyta; Magnoliopsida; Ericales; Balsaminaceae
Product: ethylene-responsive transcription factor ERF105-like
Exons: 1
Coding region: 66-992 (308 amino acids)
Biological process (GO): ethylene-activated signaling pathway; regulation of DNA-templated transcription
Molecular function (GO): DNA binding; DNA-binding transcription factor activity
Source: RefSeq, a predicted model, not a curated record